This is a messenger RNA of Juglans microcarpa x Juglans regia, 620 nucleotides long. Its product is annotated as calmodulin-like protein 5. The record is from RefSeq and is a predicted model, not a curated record. Gene Ontology annotation, molecular function: calcium ion binding. The coding region runs from base 25 to 450 and encodes 141 amino acids. The transcript is spliced from 2 exons. Lineage: Eukaryota; Viridiplantae; Streptophyta; Magnoliopsida; Fagales; Juglandaceae.
AAUUAGCCUAUAAAACCCCCAUGCAUGCGGGAGUACUCCUUCGAAAACCAAGCCAGAAAAGUCUAUAAACCUAUUUGCGGCCUUUGCCACUCAGCUCCCUGUUCUAAUAACAUGACUCGUCUUGUGGCUAAGCAAGGGCCCCUAACUGCAGAUCAGGUACGGGGUAUUAUUAAAAAAUACGAUGCUAACAACGACGGGGGUCUAAACAAGGAAGAGCUAAAGGAUGCCUUCCGAGCCCUCGGUGCUCGUCUGCCCGGCUGGAGAGCUCGUCGUGCAAUCCACCAUGCUGAUGCUAACGGAGAUGGAUUAAUCGGGGAGGAGGAGCCUCUUCGUGCCCUCCACCAUGCUGGUGCAAACGGAGAUGGAUUAAUCGGAGAGGAGGAGCUCGACAGCGUCAUGCAAUAUGCUAUGAAAAAGGGAUAUGAUGGUAACAUGCUGUACAAAAACUAAAGGGCUAUCUCUAUAUAAAUAUUGCAGUAGCUAAGUUUCAACUAAUUCUAAUUAGCUGAUGUAAGAACCAAACGGCGGCCAGCUCCGGCCUUGUCAUGUGCAAGGUUCAAUGCUUGUAUGUGUUUUGGUUUUAUUAUGUAUGAUGAAGUAGUGCUUCUUAAUUUGUGUAA